AGAACAUUCUGGUCACGUUUCUCUUUCCGGGUGAAACUUUAUUUGUAUCUAUAAUUCCCGCCCAUAUUCGGACAACAUAUUUUCCCCGGAUUCCCGGGAUGCUAGAUUCAAUAAGGCGUAAACCUCGGUGGUCCUUACUAACCCCAACACCAACAGCGGGGACUUCAGUCUGUCCAAACUUCAUCACGCUGUAAACUCUGCUUAUCCUUAAGAGAAACACCUCCAUAACGCUGUAAUCUCCACUUAUCUUGAAGAGGAAUACACCAUCACUAAGUAUUUUUUAUUAAGAUGGUCAGGUUCAAGAAGAGGUAUUUCAUUGUGGAGGUGAUACCAAAAAGUCAAGCUCACAUUCAACGCGAAGAGCUUCAGAGGGCAAUAGUUGAAGCAGUAAAGAGACUUCAUGGAGAUUUUGGUGUUGCUGCAACUACUCCAGGUUUUCAUGUAAAGUACUGCAACAUCAAGACACGUAUAGCAUUUAUUAGUGUAGGUCGUGGUCCACAUCAGCUAGUGGCCUCAGCUCUGCCCCUCAUCACCAAGAUAGGAGGGCAAGCAGCUACAGUUUGCACCAUACACCUGGCAGCUUCAAUGAGGCAUGCCUUUUUGUUUGUGAAGAGAUACCAUGAAGAAAAAAUAAAGAAACUAGAAGAAAGCCUGACUUCUGCUGAGAUGAACCACUGGAAGCAAGAAAAGGAUCGAAUACUAAGUCGCAGAUGAUAUAUAUAUAUAUAUACUACAGUAUUUUCCUCUGAAAAUUUGCUGUCAUCUUUCAAAGCAAUUAAUGUGAAAUAAUGAAAAUGAAGAGAAGUAAUGAUGGCUAACUUCAGUGUUGCACUAGUCAGUAACACUUCCUUUUAAAUUCAUCAGAAGUAAUGAGAGUUACUGCAGUAUAAGUAAAUGGCUUAAAUAUUUAACUGUUUGCAGUUAAAGCUGUAAAGUUAUUAGAUAAUUAGCUUAUGACAGUUUUUUCCAUUUGUUACAUUGCCUUUGGAGAUUCAGUAAAGUUUUUGAUGUACACUCUUAAUGUUGUGCACACCUUAAAUAGAACCGUGUUAAAGAUAUCCUAAAUAGUUUUUGUAAUAUAGUUUAAUUUUUUUUUAACAUGUCGUCCAUUUCCCACUGAGGCAGGGUGACCCAAAAAGAAAGAAAAAAAACAAAAA
Cherax quadricarinatus is the source of this 1157-nucleotide messenger RNA. It is a transcript of the gene Pop5, whose product is annotated as POP5 ribonuclease P/MRP subunit. Gene Ontology annotation, biological process: tRNA 5'-leader removal. Lineage: Eukaryota; Metazoa; Arthropoda; Malacostraca; Decapoda; Parastacidae. Gene Ontology annotation, cellular component: ribonuclease P complex. The record is from RefSeq and is a predicted model, not a curated record. Gene Ontology annotation, molecular function: ribonuclease P RNA binding.